AUGUAUAGACACGCAAUCUACCUCGGGGGAUAUCUUGUUUUACUUAUCGCUGCUUGUAUUAGCCACCACCGCUCGGGCAAGACUUUAUACCAUGUUUUAACUGAGAUUGUUGAGAAUCGAGUUGAACACUUCAUUUUCUGCUCUUUAUUGGUCUAUUUAGUGUACAUUAUGGGCCGAGUCAUGGUCAAAACCUUCAUUGGCAAGUUAACUCCAUUGGAGGUAGAAGGUGUGCAAGAAAGUAGUUUAAAAUACUUAGGGAAUAUCUGUUUGGUUAUUACUUUAUUUGCUGAUGAUAUUGGUCUGCGGGGUUUACUGGUCUUCUCAGUAGUCUUUGGACUGAAAGUAGUCCAUUGGGCAGUUGGUCUAAGAAUAGAUUCAGUAGAUAAGGGUGUAGUACGUCGAGAUAGUAUUUGGCGGUUGUAUGGAAUAAGUGCUAUUCUGUUUUUGGUCGAUGGAUUGCUUAUGUCCAAGACUUUGCGUAUGGCUAUUCAAUCUCCAGGCGUGAAUAUUCUCUUUGCUUUUGAAUUUUCGUUGUUAUUUGCUUACAUCAUUAAGUGUAUAUACUCUUUAGGAAUAAUAAGUCUGGCGGAAGGCGGAACAAUUGAGGAUCGGAUUCUUUUGAUGUUUUAUGGUGAGUUGUUCUAUGGGGUGUUCAGAAUAGUAGUACAUGUGCUUUGUUUUAUUUGGACUACAGUUAAUUUCCGCAUGCCAAUUAAUUUGUUGCGUGAAUCAAUGUUAAUUGUGAAAUCACUAACGGCCAAGGUCAAGUCAACCCUAGCUUAUACGGCCCUAUUGAAAGAACUAGAGAAGUAUCCUAAUGUUCCUAAAUCUGAAAUAACAGAUGAUGGAUUGUGUCUUAUCUGCCACGAUGAAAUGGAAGUAGCCAAACGACUGGAGUGUUCACAUCUCUUCCAUCUGGCCUGUUUAAAAGAGUGGCUCCAUCGGCAGCAGUCAUGUCCCGUCUGUCGUACCGAAAUUAAACCCAAACCCACCACUACUCCAUCCAAUAAUACCACCACCACUCCAAAUAACAGCACUACCACGCCAAACACUGCUACAGCAAGCACAACAACCACAACUAGCAGCCGGGCAGAGUCCAUCUUAGCCAGUUACUUCCAACCCGAAAGCGAUGAUUUUGAAGGCGUAGCCGUCAGUCUCCAAGACUAA
This is a messenger RNA of Nematocida homosporus, 1167 nucleotides long. Its product is annotated as E3 ubiquitin-protein ligase synoviolin. NCBI's taxonomy places the organism in Eukaryota, Fungi, Microsporidia. The coding region runs from base 1 to 1167 and encodes 388 amino acids. The transcript has a single exon. The record is from RefSeq and is a predicted model, not a curated record.